UCAUAUCCAUCAGACAUAGCACAGAGAAGAUAUCAUCCGCCAUAAAGCUCCAAAUCUUUCUCUUAUCCAUGGUUUCCCUUUGGUCCCUCUGAUAUGAGACCAAAGUCUGCCAUAUUCAACAUUUAACUUCUUUUUACAGCUAAGUCUUGUAUCUGAAAUAAGAAACAACUUUCUUUAAAUUCCGAACCCCAUUCAAGGCUAUAUAACUUGAAGAACUGAGAUUUUGCUCUAAAGCAAAACCAAGGAGUAUCCAAAAAGAUGGUUAAAUCAUGCUGGAAACCAUUGGUGGAAGGCGAAGAUAAUGGAGACGGCGGUGGGAGUAGUAGUGGGAGAGUUGAUGGGUUGUUGUGGUACAAAGAUUUGGGGUACCAUCUUCAUGGUGAAUUCUCAAUGGCUGUGAUUCAAGCAAAUAACUCAUUGGAAGAUAGAAGCCAAGUUGAAUCUGGACCUUUGAGUUCCAACCACCAUUUGGGUCCUCAUGGAACCUUCAUAGGUGUAUAUGAUGGUCAUGGUGGAAAUGAAGCCUCACAGUUUGUUAGUGACAAUCUUUUCUCUAAUCUCAAGAGGUUUGCAGCUGAAAAUCAAAGCAUAUCAGAAACCGUUAUAAAAAAAGCAUUCUCAGCAACAGAGGAUGGUUUUUUGUCUCGAGUUAAGAAACAAUGGCUAAGUAAGCCGGAGAUUGCAUCCACAGGAAGUUGUUGCUUGGUUGGAAUAAUCUGCAACGGCAUGCUUUACAUCGCAAACUCCGGCGACUCGAGGGCGGUGCUAGGUAGAUUAGAGAGACAAACAAGAGAAGCAUCUGCUGUUCAAUUAUCCGUCGAACAUAAUGUUAAUCAAGAAACUGUUAGAGAUGAACUUCGUUCAAAGCACCCCUUUGAUUCACAGAUUGUGGUUAUGAGACACAAUGUUUGGCGUGUAAAAGGACUCAUACAGGUUUCAAGAUCCAUUGGUGAUGCAUAUCUGAAGAGAGCAGAGUUCAAUAGAGAUCCUCUGCCAUCUAAGUACAGACUAGCUGAGACAUUCUUCAAGCCAAUUCUUAGUUGUGAGCCAUCAAUAUCGGUGCACAAACUCCACCCUGAUGACCAAUUCCUCAUAUUUGCUUCUGAUGGUUUAUGGGAGCACCUUGGCAACCAAGAAGCUGUUAGCAUAGUCAGCAACAACCCACCUAAUGGAAUUGCAAGAAGACUAGUGAAAGCUGCACUAAGAGAAGCAGCAAAGAAGAGAGAAAUGAGAUUUGCAGACCUCCAAAAGAUUGAACAAGGAGUAAGGAGACAUUUUCAUGAUGACAUAACCGUGAUUGUUGUGUUUCUCAAUCCCAAACUUAUUGAUACAAGCUCUCUAUUAGGUUCUCCUCUUUCAAUCAAGGGAGGCGAAUUUUAAUCAAACAAAAUUUUAUAUAUAAUAACUUGUUACUUGUAGAGAUUAAAGUGAACCAAUCUUCACUAUAUAACCAAGAGUAUAAUAUUUAAGGUUUGCAAUGAUCUGAUUCUGAAAUUUGUGUGCUCUCACUAGUUUAUGAUGAUUAAUUAACGUUGAACAUGUAUC
Messenger RNA from Arachis duranensis, 1545 nucleotides. Its product is annotated as probable protein phosphatase 2C 48. Gene Ontology annotation, biological process: protein dephosphorylation. NCBI's taxonomy places the organism in Eukaryota, Viridiplantae, Streptophyta, Magnoliopsida, Fabales, Fabaceae. The coding region runs from base 259 to 1380 and encodes 373 amino acids. Gene Ontology annotation, molecular function: cation binding; protein serine/threonine phosphatase activity. The record is from RefSeq and is a predicted model, not a curated record. The transcript is spliced from 5 exons.